Erigeron canadensis is the source of this 2729-nucleotide messenger RNA. Its product is annotated as G-type lectin S-receptor-like serine/threonine-protein kinase SD1-1. Gene Ontology annotation, biological process: protein phosphorylation; recognition of pollen. NCBI's taxonomy places the organism in Eukaryota, Viridiplantae, Streptophyta, Magnoliopsida, Asterales, Asteraceae. The transcript is spliced from 7 exons. Gene Ontology annotation, molecular function: ATP binding; protein serine/threonine kinase activity. The coding region runs from base 84 to 2537 and encodes 817 amino acids. The record is from RefSeq and is a predicted model, not a curated record.
CCAAUCUCUAUCUUAUUUGUUCCGAGAAACACAAUAUUCAUCAAUUACAUUGAAUUUCUUGUUAUAAAAAGAUACCUAUCAGUAUGCAAAUAUUUUCUUUGUUGGUAUUUGUCUCCACAAUCUUUACUUUCAUCUUAACCUCAAUAUUAGCCAUAAGCACAAUUGCUCCAAACCAAAACAUAAGUGAUGGCCAAACCAUUACUUCAGAUGAUGAAACCUUCAAAAUGGGCUUUUUCAGUCCAAAUAAUAAUUCAAGGAACCGGUAUUUUGGUAUAUGGUACAACAAGAUUCCCGUCAAGACGGUUGUAUGGGUAGCCAAUAGAGAUACUCCGAUUCUUGACAAUUCAGGUGUGCUGCUACUUAAUGAUAACGGAGCUCUGGUGCUCGUUAAUCGUACUAGUCGCGUAUUCUGGUCAUCAAACUCGUCCGUAACACGAGGAAAUGAUCAAGUAGCCCAACUUCUAGAUACAGGAAAUCUAGUGAUCCGAAAUAGAAACAAUAUGGAUCCCGAGAAUUACUUGUGGCAAAGUUUUGAUCACAUGGGUGACACAUGCCUGCCUGGGGUGAAGUUCGGGAAGGAUUUUGUUCGAGGUAUAGAUAAUUAUUUUAAUUCAUGGAAGAGCGUCGAGGAUCCUUCAAGAGGCGAGUACACAUUUCGGUUUGAUUCUAAUGGUUACCCGCAAGUUUAUUUGAGAAAAGGUUCUCAAGUGACGCAUAGAAACGGGCCGUGGAAUGGGUUGAGGUUUAGUGGUAGCCCGAAUUUGAAACAGAAUGAUAUUUAUAGCUUCGAAUAUGAGUUUAACGAAAAGGAAGUUUAUUACAAAUAUGAGAUGCUUAAUAAAUCUGUUGUGUCAAGGAUGAUUAUAACUCCAGAUGGGUUUAUACAACGGCGUAUUUGGGUCGAGCGAACUCAAGAGUGGGUGCUUUAUGUGACUGUGCAAGUGGAUGAUUGUGAUCGGUAUGGAUUAUGUGGUCCAAAUGGCAUUUGUGAUAUUAACGAGUCUCCAGCUUGUGGGUGUUGGAGUGGGUUUGAGCCGAGAUUUAAAGAGGAGUGGGGAAGGGCAGAUUGGUCAAACGGGUGUGUGAGGAAAGUUGAGAUGAACUGUUUGGGAGGCGAUGGAUUUGUGAAGUUUUCGAAUGUGAAGUUGCCAGAUGCACAAAAGGCGUGGUAUAACGUCAGUAUGAAUCUUAAAGAAUGCGAGAAUGAAUGUCUGAAGAACUGUAAUUGUACAGCUUAUGCAAGUUUAGAUGUUAGGACCCGAACGGGAUGUUUGAUUUGGUCAGGGGAUCUGGUUGAUAUCAGAAUGUAUGCUGAAAAUGGGCAAGAUAUGUAUGUUCGAAUGGCUGCUGCAGAAUUACAUAGGAAUGCUAAAUCAAAAAGAAGAGUGAGGAUCAUAGUCAUUCCUGUAGCCGUGGGUUUGACGGUGCUACUCGGCAUAUUCCUGUAUGUUUAUAGGAGGAUGAAGCUGAAGAAGAAAGGCUUAAGUAGUAUUGUUCGUGAUACAAAAAUUGGGAAAGAGAAGGAGGAGGGGGAAGACUGGGAACUGCCAUUGUUUGACUUCAACACAAUUGCCAAUGCAACAAAAAACUUUUCACAUUGCUGUAAGCUCGGUGAAGGUGGUUAUGGGCCUGUCUACAAGGGAAUGCUGGAGGAAGGGAAAGAAGUAGCCGUGAAGCGGCACUCAAGACAAUCAAAACAAGGAUUAGAUGAGUUCAAGAAUGAAGUUCAGUGUAUCGCCAAACUUCAACACCGAAAUCUUGUGAAGCUUUUAGGAUGCUGCAUCGAGGGAUGGGAGAGAAUGUUGAUCUACGAAUACGUGCCAAACCUAAGCUUGAAUUAUUAUAUUUUUGACGAAGAUCAAGGAGAAAGAAAAUUACUAGACUGGUCGGACCGUUACAACAUUAUCGCUGGGAUAGCAAGGGGGCUUCUCUAUCUUCACCAAGACUCCAGACUAAGAAUCAUUCAUAGAGAUCUAAAAGCUAGCAACAUAUUGCUAGAUAAAGAUAUGAAUCCGAAAAUAUCAGAUUUCGGUUUGGCAAGAAGUAUGGAAGGAAGUACCACUAAGGCAAAUACAGAUAGAGUAAUGGGAACCUACGGCUACAUGGCACCCGAGUACUCAAUUGAUGGAAUAUACUCAAUUAAAUCUGAUGUAUUUAGCUUUGGUGUAUUGGUGCUAGAGAUAGUAAGCGGAAAGAAAAAUCGAGGAUUUCAUCAUACGAAUCACGAUCUUAAUCUUCUUGGACAUGCGUGGAGGUUGUAUCAGGACGGGAUGCAAUUGGAACUUAUAGAUGGGACUAUCAAGGAUUCCUAUUCACGGUCGCAAGUGAAUCGAGCAAUUCAUAUUGGUUUACUAUGUGUGCAAAAGUAUCCUGAGGACAGGCCAAACAUGCCAAUGGUGGUUCUUAUGCUAUCUAGUGAAAUUCCAUUGCCGGAACCUGAACAACCCGGUUUUUUUACAGAAAGGAGACCACAAGAUGGAAGAUCUUCAUCCAGCUCAUACAACCACUUAAGUACCACAUAUAUUCAACCUAGAUAGUAUUUCGUUUUUUAUACGUAAAUAGUUGCGUAUGAUAUCAUCUACACAAUCACGGUAUUAAACAUGUCAGCAAACAUUUUCUAAAUGCUCUUUGUAAUGCUAGUGUUAAAUUCAGAGAACGAGUGUAGAUAAGAUCGAGGAUGCAUAUGACAUGAAGGUCUUUCCCACAUUUGUUGGGUGAAUUAACAAGGA